GGAGUCUCACUCUGUCACCCAGGCUGGAGUGGUGAUCUCCGCUCACUGCAAGCUCCGCCUCCCGGGUUCAAGCUAUUCUCGGGCCUCAGCCUCCCGAGUAGCUGGGACUACGGGUGCACCCCAUUACCAUGCCUGGCUAGUUUUUGUAUAUUUAGUAGCGACGGUGUUUCACCAUGUUGGCCAGGCUGGUCGUGAACGCCUAACCUCAGGUGAUCCACCUGCCUCGGGCUCCUAAAGUGCUGAGAUUACAGGCAUGAACCACCGCGCCCGACCUGCAUCAACGUUUGCUCAGGGGGCAGGUGGUCGGGCUGAUGGCCCAGCUGCAGGCAGGGUCAUUUCCAGCCUGUCCCUCCCUGAGGCUGCGUGCCAGGGUUCACCUGUGCCCUGCGCGGCUCUGCACUGACCCCGCCGGUGGCUGGGGAGGAGUUUGGGCUUGGCGCCUCCUCCGUGUAGUGGUUGAAGCUUCCCGGGUGCUCCUCAUUCCUGGGAAGGGAGUCGGGUGAUGGGAACGGUGGGGGCUCAGCGCCGGGGACGAGCAGGGCUGAAACGCGCCUCCUGAGUGUUGAAAGCGGCAGGCGCCGGCCUUUGCACCCAGAGGCCAGGGCGUCUCACGCACCUUCACAUCCAGGCCUCUUAGGGGAGCGCGGCUUUGGCUUUUCCAGGAAGGCAUGGACUCGAACGGACAGGGAAAGAGAAGGUGUGGAGAGACGGGCAGGAUAAGCAGGCACUGGGCCCAAGCCGCCCUUGGAGGCUCCGCCUGUUCUAAUCUGAAGGCGGAGGCUCAGCCGUGCUCUCCCAGGAGGCCACCUGGGCGUUUGGGGCUUUAGCUAGGAAAGAGGAUGUCGCUUGCGGCUGCGAAGGCGCCAAGGCCCAGAGCUCGCGCCUCCGCCCGCGACGGCGGCACUGGGGGCCCGGAGCGGGCGGGACACGCGGGUUACUGCGGGCUUCGGGGCCCUAGCCUCGACCGCGACGUUCGCUCGCAUCGCGCACGGACAAAAACCCGUGAGCUCUGGAGAAAGAACACCUGAAUCUGGAGCCCCCAGCCCCCGUCGCUCGUUUGAGCGACCCCAAAACCCGGCGGGACGAGGGCCGCCGGAUAUCCAGCUGCCGCCACAGACGGCGCUUUGGCGUCUGCGCGACGCGCCGCCUUAUGGGUAAUCUCAGGGUGAGACGAGGCUAGCGCGAGGUGCGGCUAGAGCGUCAUUCCCGGCUCAAAUGCCCGGCAGCCGUGGCGGCUAGAGCGUCUCUCCCCAGCUCGAAUGCCCGGCGGCCGUGGCGGCUAGAGCGUCACUCCUCAGCUCGAAUGCCCGGCGGCCGAGGCGGCUAGAGCGUCGCCUCCUCCCGGGGAACCGCGUGUGACCUUCCAGCCCGCGGACCGAUGCUGCCGGCGGCUGCUCGCCCCCUGUGGGGGCCUUGCCUUGGGCUUCGGGCCGCUGCGUUCCGCCUCGCCAGGCAACAGGUGCCAUGUGUCUGUGCCGUGCGACAUAUGAGGAGCAGCGGCCAUCGGAGGUGUGAUGCCCUCGCUGGUGCACCCCUGGAUAAUGCCCCCAAGGAGUACCCCCCCAAGAUACAGCAACUGGUCCAGGACAUCGCCAGCCUCACUCUCUUGGAAAUCUCAGACCUCAACGAGCUCCUGAAGAAAACGUUGAAGAUCCAGGAUGUCGGGCUUGUGCCGAUGGGUGGUGUGAUGCCUGGGGUUGUCCCUGCUGCAGCAGCCCAGGAGGCGGUGGAAGAAGAUAUCCCCAUAGCGAAAGAACGGACACAUUUCACCGUCCGCCUGACCGAGGCGAAGCCCGUGGACAAAGUGAAGCUGAUCAAGGAAAUCAAGAACUACAUCCAGGGCAUCAACCUCGUCCAGGCAAAGAAGCUGGUGGAGUCCCUGCCGCAGGAAAUCAAAGCCAACGUCGCCAAAGCUGAGGCGGAGAAGAUCAAGGCGGCCCUGGAGGCGGUGGGCGGCACUGUGGUUCUGGAGUAGCCUCCAGCUCAGAGGACUUGUGUUCAGGGGUCCCUGGGACCCGGGCGAGGUCCCGCCCUCCCGUGGUCACUGGCUCCACUCCCAGCACCAGGCGCCCAGUGGAGCUGUUUGGGAGAACUGCCUGCGCCACGCAGCGGGGCUGGACAGGCCGCACAGACCUACUGUUGCGGGAGGGAGGGGCGGCUGCUGCCUGGUGACGGCACCGGGAGGCCCACCAGGACGCGCCACCGGUGAAUGUGCCUCUGGUGGCUGCUGAGAAAAAUACACUGUGCAGCUCA
This is a messenger RNA of Pongo pygmaeus (Bornean orangutan), 2253 nucleotides long. RefSeq names its product mitochondrial ribosomal protein L12 (gene MRPL12). Gene Ontology annotation, molecular function: mRNA binding; structural constituent of ribosome. The coding region runs from base 1379 to 1975 and encodes 198 amino acids. The transcript is spliced from 5 exons. Gene Ontology annotation, biological process: translation. Lineage: Eukaryota; Metazoa; Chordata; Mammalia; Primates; Hominidae. Gene Ontology annotation, cellular component: mitochondrial large ribosomal subunit; ribosome. The record is from RefSeq and is a predicted model, not a curated record.